AUGGGCAAACCCGAGGUGCCUUUUCAUUCAAGUUCCGAUGCAUCUCCCCCGCCUUAUACCGAGCACGACCCACACACGCAGGUUCCUGGAUAUGAGACACCGGGGCGAAGCACGGGCGCCACCGUCAAAUUUCCACCAGCGCUGAACGGCUAUUACCAAUGGAAGCUGAGCACGACAUUUCACCUGGGGCCGACCGCAGAGGAAAAACUAUUCGCGGUCUCAACACACACAACGGUCUUCAGCAACAAACCAUCGGUCGUCUUACACGAUGGGCCAACUAACAAGCAUCCGGUGAUGGCAACAGCACUGGGCGACAGAUGGGGGCGAACCAGACCCAUUACACUUACUCUCCCUCCUCGUCCAGGUGGAUCCCAUACAACAGAUAUCGUGGAGUCGUUGAUUCCUAGCUCGAGUAUGUCACCAGUUUGGAGUUUCGAGGCAUCAAUCGGCCCCAAAGGCACUACAAGAGAGCGAUUCGAAUGGCGCAAAAGCCAUGGAAACGAGAUCAAAGAACUUGCUGGUCACUCAACUGGGUGGAAGUUGGUACGUCUUGCAGCAUCGGGGAAGAACCCUGGCGGGAGCAGAAAGGAGCGCGAUUUUGGUUAUACAAGUGAUGGGCUGGAAGUUGUGGCCAUCAUCGCGCAUAACGCUUCAUGGAGCAUGACAAAGGGUCUCCGGUUCACUUUCUUGGGUAGCGGGCUGACUGGGACUAUGGGAGAAGCUUGGGAGAUUCUCGUUAUUACUUCAUCUCUUCAGCUGUGGUACAUAGAUGUCCAGGCGAAUGCGGCAGCAAGCUCCGCGGCAGCUGCAGCAGCCUGA
Molecule: messenger RNA, 819 nt
Organism: Penicillium brevicompactum
Lineage: Eukaryota; Fungi; Ascomycota; Eurotiomycetes; Eurotiales; Aspergillaceae
Exons: 1
Coding region: 1-819 (272 amino acids)
Source: RefSeq, a predicted model, not a curated record